Molecule: messenger RNA, 1486 nt
Organism: Liolophura sinensis
Lineage: Eukaryota; Metazoa; Mollusca; Polyplacophora; Chitonida; Chitonidae
Product: putative transferase CAF17 homolog, mitochondrial
Exons: 7
Coding region: 173-1309 (378 amino acids)
Biological process (GO): iron-sulfur cluster assembly
Cellular component (GO): mitochondrial matrix
Molecular function (GO): protein binding
Source: RefSeq, a predicted model, not a curated record
CGUACCUGUACUUGCUGGUCACUUUCAUAAUUGUCAUUUAAAUCUAAGCAGUUAGAGUGAGCUUUUUGACAGCUUUUUAAUGGUAAACAGGUUUUUCUCCAUCGUAGGCGAGCGAUCAGAUUACUUUACAAAUAACUUGAUGACGUAAAUCAGCCCUAACAGACUCAGGAGAAUGGCAAUGACUUUAGGAAUUCCCAGAGUAUUUUUAUCUAGAUAUCGCUUGACGAGGUUAUGUGGAGCGUAUAUUCAGUUGAGACGGCAACUCUGCAUGAAACACACAACAAAAAACAUCCCACCAGGACUGCAGCAAGUUUUGUUAUAUCCAAGAAACACUAAUCAUGUGCUGACAAGAAGAUUUAAUUCAGCAGUGGCAUGUUCUGUGCAUAAACUUUUAUCCCGUGGAGCUUUUAAAGUAGAGGGAAAAGAUUCCAGUGAUUUUUUACAAGGCCUGAUAACGAGCAACAUGAAAUGGGUGGAAGUGCCCAGAUCAGCAAUGUAUGCAAUGAUGCUAAACGCUCAGGGUCGGGUGAUGUAUGAUCUUCUUGUCUACAACAUUUCAGCCAGUUCAGAUAGGCCCUGUUUCCUGAUAGAGUGUGACAGGACUGCUACGGAUAGUCUUAUCAAGGAUAUAAAAAAAUAUAAACUCCGUAAAAAGAUAGACAUUGUCAAUAUGACAGACAGUGUGUGUUUGUCAGCAGUUCUCCCCCCUGAUACACCUGAGAGCUUACAGGAGUUAUCUGUCCCUGACUCAGAUUGUUUGAUUUUCGCACAAGAUCCUCGUGUCAAGGAUUUUGGCUGGCGAUUAAUUACUACAGCUGACAACAGUAACAUGGAUUCUGUGUCCAAACUGGGAGUUUCCUCCCCUGAGCAGGACUAUCAUAUACGUCGCUACCGGUGGGGAAUUAGUGAGGGCUGUAUAGACCUACCCCCUGGUAACUGUUUUCCUCUGGAGUCUAAUCUGGUUUAUCUAAAUGGGGCUUGUUUUCAAAAAGGUUGCUACAUCGGUCAGGAACUAACUGCCAGAACUUAUCACACGGGGGUAACAAGGAAACGUUUAAUGCCGCUGAUAUUUGAAAAAUUACCAGAAAAUAUUUCCCCCGGAACAGACAUUAAGACAGAGGACAACAAACAGGCAGGGAAGUACCGUCAUUCUGUCGGUCAUUAUGGUCUGGGUUUGAUGAGAUUGGCAGAAAUUGACAAACAACUUGUGAUAAAAAACGAAGACAAUCAGGCCUUCCCUGUCUCCACCGUACGACCAAGAUGGUGGCCAGAUGAGGCAGAGGAUGCUCAGGGGCUGAAGUUAACUUAACAGGCUUCCAUCGAGGGACAGCAGAGGAAGAGAUUAAAAAAAGUUUUUCACAAACACAGCACAAACUGUAUCAAAAAAAAAAAAAAUACAUUGGCUUAUUUCUUCAAAUUUUCUAGAAUAGAAUUAAAUGAGUUUAUAUAUUAAAUAAUUCAUGCGGUUAAUGGAUCAUAUUGGUUU